This is a messenger RNA of Megalops cyprinoides (Indo-Pacific tarpon), 650 nucleotides long. RefSeq names its product O-6-methylguanine-DNA methyltransferase (gene mgmt). Gene Ontology annotation, molecular function: methylated-DNA-[protein]-cysteine S-methyltransferase activity. The record is from RefSeq and is a predicted model, not a curated record. Gene Ontology annotation, biological process: DNA repair. The coding region runs from base 63 to 626 and encodes 187 amino acids. NCBI's taxonomy places the organism in Eukaryota, Metazoa, Chordata, Actinopteri, Elopiformes, Megalopidae. Gene Ontology annotation, cellular component: nucleus. The transcript is spliced from 6 exons.
AGUGCUCGGGAAUCCCACUGAACCGUUCACAGUCUGUACACGGUGCAAUUCUCUAAGCAACCAUGGAAUCUGGACUCCGUGGGAAAGAUGCCGGUGAGUGCCAUGUGACUGCGCUCACACUGUGUUGCCCCCUGGGGAGGGUGCGAGUUUCGGGCUGUGAAAACGGCGUGCACGACAUCCAGAUCCAAAUGGAAGCCACACCUGCUGCAGGAGGCUGCGUGGCGUCGGAGGGCCCGGACGAGACCCCGGCCGCCGUGCGGCUCUGCGCAGACUGGCUGCAGGCGUACUUCAGUGACCCCCAGGCCACGGAGGGCCUCCCCAUGCCCCCCUUCCACCACCCCCUCCUGCUCGGAGAGACGUUCACCAGCAGAGUGCUUCAGACCCUGCUGAGGGAGGUGAAGGUGGGACAGACGGUGUCUUACAAGCGCCUGGCUGAGAUGGCGGGCAACGGCAGGGCGGUGCGAGCAGUGGGCGGGGCCAUGAGGCGGAACCCGGUCCCUCUCCUGGUCCCCUGUCACCGAGUGAUCUCCAGCAGCGGACAGAGCGGCAGCUACAUGGGGGGGAAGGGGAACCACCUGAAACAGUGGCUGCUGGCGCACGAGAGAGCCCGAGGGGUCAAAGGUUAACCCCACCGCCGCGGCAGCACCCCC